AUGAAGAUGGACAACAAAAGAUUUAAACUGAUGCUAGGACUUAAUUAAGUAGGGUCAACAAACUAUUUUGCCUCAUCCACUAAAUCAAGCACUCUCAAAAGAUGCGUCAAUACUCAAACAAAUACCUAGGAUUUCACUCAAAUCGACUAUUUGUUACAAUCUCCAUAAAUUAUUAAGAAAGUUAAAGUCACUGCCGAAAGCACUCUCCACACCUAUGAAGAUGAUUUAUAUUGCUACGAGAGCAUACAAAAUGAUGAAUCAGUCCCAAUCACCUUUUAGACCAAAUCCUCUCCAAUUCCAAUAUAGAAAGAAAUCUACAAUAUCAAUCCUCUGUACUUAUAAGAAUACAAUGAGAAAGAAUAUAACUACAAAACAAGGGCCAUCAUCUUGAAUCGAAUUUAAGAUAAUUGUUAGAACUUAAAUAACCCUUUUUCUCAUAAAGCCAUCUAUCUUUAUGAUUUAUUCCUUUGCAGACUUAAAAGUAAAACCAUAAAUAACUAAACUCAAUUAAGAUUUCUAUCCUUGGCUAUGAUCUUUGUAGCAACUAAAAUGAAUGCUGAAACUCCAAAUAUUAGUUCACUCUUAUCAUAGUCAUCACUCAAUAUGACCAAGCAAUAACUUAUACAAUAUGAGAGACUCAUCCUUAGUGUCUUAGAUUGGCAUACGAAUCCACUAACUAUAUAAGAUAUUAUGUAUGAGAUCAUUUGUAGGUUUUAUAUUGCUCAUCCUAAUUUAAAAAGCUAAUCAGAUCAAGAUUCAAAAAUUAUCAAUUAAAUUAUUAACGUCAUCGUUCUGGAUCACAACUACAUGAGUUACUCUCUAGAGGAUCUCUCCUUUUCAAUAGUAUUUGCACUUUUUCAAAAGGAUCUAUCAGAUGAUUUAUUUGAGGAUUUCCUGAAGAUGCAUAAUAAGACCAAACAAUCACUUUAACAAUCUCUAAGAUUUGUAUCAAAAUAUAUUAGAGUAGUCAAUUAGUUGAAUGAUAAACAACUUGACAUCAACUCUUUGGAAAUACUUAAAUUAGUUUGUGAUUGA
Molecule: messenger RNA, 1035 nt
Organism: Paramecium tetraurelia
Lineage: Eukaryota; Ciliophora; Oligohymenophorea; Peniculida; Parameciidae
Exons: 3
Source: RefSeq, a predicted model, not a curated record